AUGGACAAACAAGAACAUGACACAGUGAGAUACAGAAGACGUGUCAGAAUGGUGACAGCAUCUUUAAUUAUUAUGGUUGCUGAAUGGGACAAAUACGGUGAUCUGCUGGUAAUCAGAGCUGGGGAGCGGAAAAUGACUAUCAUCAUCUUCAUAACCUAUAUAUAUUUACAUUAUCAACAGAAAUGCAAUGGAUUUGUACCUUCCCAGAAACUUUCUGUACUUUAUUGCAGCUGGGGCUCAACUCUGACUUCUGUGAGGGCUCCUUCUAUUUUGGAAAAUAAUGCUGUCUCUUACAAUGCCAAAGCUUUUGGAAGGCAAGCUGGAAAAAAAGCUUUUUGGCAAGAUUCUUGGUUAGCAAAAAGUUUGUACCAGUAAUUUGAAAGACCAGUUUCUGUAAUGUUCAGUCCUACAUUCCGUGAGAAGGCUGUCAAAAGUUGUAAGGCUUACAUCUACCUAUCUCCACAGUACUCUAUGGAGCAAGAAGGUGAGAAAAUAAGUAUAACUGAGUUGUUGUCUGGGAUUGACUCUGUGAGUAGAGCUUUGGAGAAUGAGAAAAAUGAGGACUUAACUCUCAGCAGAUACUUGGAUUUAUCCUGUGGUUCUAGACCAUAUGCUAUUCCUGGGUUUCAGGUCACACAUAAAGGUAAAGAAGAUGACAAACGCCUUGACCUUCAAAUGCAGAAGAAAAAUUUAACUCACCUGGAAGUCUUUGAACCUUCUUGUGAUAGUAGAAAGCAUCCUAGCAGUAGAGAAGUACAUAAAGCAGUCAGUUGCAUUCAAAAAUAUGUGAGAAGGUGGCUUGAACACAGGGCAUUAAAGAGAGUAAAGGUUAAGUCUACAAGUCAUGGACCAUCUCUACCAGCAGUUGUAAGGUACUACUGUAAAAAGAUAGCCAACAAUAAAUACCGAGCCAGUGUUUUGGAUCUCUCUAUACCACUUCUCUAUUUUCAAUUAGAGGAAUGGAUGGACAAGAAAAAAAAAGAGAAUUUUACAAAAAUGGACAGAAAUUAUCUGCCUGAAUUUUUGAGAGGCUAUGGAUAUUCAAUACCUGCUAGUGGAAUACACCGUGUCUUCCAGCUACUCUGACCAGUUUCCACUGCUGCUGUAAGAAGCAUCGAAAAGCAUCAAACAAUUGAAAUGUCUUUUACAUUAUUUCCUCCUCUUGGUGUGAAAGUGAAGAACAUAAUUACAGUGCAGCUACCAUGUGUGCACACUCUUGUGGAUGGAAAAGAUGGAUACAAGACAUUAGGUAAAAUUUUCAACCCUAAGAAGGUUAUUAAUGCAAUGAAGGGCAUGAAGGUUUUGUACUUUCCACAUCAUCUAUUAGAACCUGUAUAUGUGGUAUAUACGUCUCCACAAACAAAUUUACCACCACCACCCCUGCCGCUGAAGAAUUGA
This is a messenger RNA of Tyto alba (common barn owl), 1398 nucleotides long. RefSeq names its product IQ motif containing M (gene IQCM). Lineage: Eukaryota; Metazoa; Chordata; Aves; Strigiformes; Tytonidae. The record is from RefSeq and is a predicted model, not a curated record.